AUGAAAUACCACAGCACUAGAGGUGGCGUCACUGGUGUCAGCUUCAAGGAUGUAGUACUUAGUGGUUAUGCCAGUGACAGGGGGAUGUUUUUGCCAGAGACAUUUCCCCGAGUCCCUGUAGACACUCUUAAAACCUGGGCUGACCUUUCUUACGUGGAGCUUGCAUAUGAAAUAUGUUCACUGUACAUCAGUGACCAGGACAUUCCUUCUUCUGAUUUAAAAGGUAUCCUGGAGAAAUCGUUUUCAACAUUCAGUAUUCCUGAAGUGGUCCAUAUUGCUGAGCUCUCUGAAGGACUCAAUAUUUCAGAACUUUAUCAUGGAAGAAGUUUGGCCUUCAAAGACCUGGCCAUGAGCUGCAUGGGAAACUUUUAUAAUUACUUCCUGAGCCAGUCUCGACAGCAUAUGACACUGCUUGUCUGUACAUCUGGAGAUACUGGAAGUUCAGCAAUUGAGGCAGUUCGUGGAUUUGAGUUUGUGGAUAUAAUUGUUAUAUUGCCACGUGGGCGGUGCACAGAGAUACAAGAAAGGCAGAUGACAACAGUUUUGGACAAGAAUGUUCAUGUGUAUAGAGCUGAUGGUACUUCAGAUGAUAUUGAUGUCACUGUCAGAGAGCUUUUUGAUGACACAGCCUAUGUGAAAAAACACCACUUGGCAUCACCAAGCUCUCUCAAUUUUGGUCGCAUAGUUAUCCAGAUAGUUCAUUUCUUCUUCACUUACUUGAAGCUGUGCCCAAAUGUACAUGAAGAAGUUGAAGUGAUAAUUCCAACCGGAGCUGGAGGCAAUGUGACAGCCGGCCUGAUUGCUAGAACUAUGGGGCUUCCAGUCAGAUUUGUCUGUGCUGUUAAUCAUAACAACGUGAUGUCACAUAUGAUGGAAACAGGGAAAUGCCAGUUUGGCUCUAUUCAAGUGACUCUAUCACCGGCCAUGGACAUUCAGUUUGGCUAUAACUUAGAAAGAAUCUGGCACAUGUGCAGCAAUGGUGACAGUGCCACAGUAAAGGAGAUUAUGUCACAGGUUGAUCAGAAUGAAGUCAAUAUUCCACCGAGCAUUUUAAAUGCGAUGAAGUCUGCAAUAGAAGUGUAUGUGGUGUCAGGAGAUGAGGAGAUCAAGGCAACAAUCAGAAGAUGCUGGACAGAGAACGAGUACAACAUAUGUCCUCACACAGCUGUAGGAGUCUCGUACUGGUACUCACAGCAUGACAGAGGAUUAACAAAUGGUGUGCCAUCAGUUGUCUUGGCCACAGCUUCUCCCUUGAAGUUUCCUGAAGCCAUUAAAGCCUCAGGUGUUCCUGUGCCAGCCUCAGACAACAUCCAGAGCUUGUUCUCAAAACCAACACAUUAUGUUGACCUUGAACUUGGUCAGAACUGGACAGAAAUCAUCAAGGCCAAAAUUGAAAACAUUACAGCUUCACUGAAACAAGCUGUUUAA
Messenger RNA from Candidula unifasciata, 1428 nucleotides. The record is from the annotation of a GenBank genome assembly. NCBI's taxonomy places the organism in Eukaryota, Metazoa, Mollusca, Gastropoda, Stylommatophora, Geomitridae.